This is a messenger RNA of Diaporthe batatas, 1854 nucleotides long. RefSeq lists its product as uncharacterized. The transcript has 2 exons. The coding region runs from base 59 to 1789 and encodes 576 amino acids. Lineage: Eukaryota; Fungi; Ascomycota; Sordariomycetes; Diaporthales; Diaporthaceae. The record is from RefSeq and is a predicted model, not a curated record.
GGUCUACCUCAAUAUUGCCUGCUGCUGCCAUACAGUAUCGGAACUCGACUCCUCUAACAUGUCGUCCUCUGCCAGAACCACCAUGGUGCUAUUCGUAGCAGCAUCUGCGGCGGCGGCCAACAUCUACACCGAGCCAUGCCCACUAUAUGGCCAGAACUACCCGGCACCUACAAGUCUGGCCACCAGCACCCAUGUUGAGGCGGCAACGAAAUCAGUCCUGGAGCAGCUUCUCAAAGCCAGGAACGCGGCCACGGCGUAUGGUCCACUAGAUACCGAUACCACGGCAUUCUCUCUGGACUUCUACUCUCUGGAUGACGAAGAUCCUCUCUUCAACUAUCACUACACGCCAGUCAAUCUAGCGAGCCAGCGCACAUCCGGUGUGGAGCAGGUCGACUCGGAUACCGUCUACCGCGUGGGAAGCGUGUCCAAGCUAUUGACCGUGUAUCUGUAUCUGCUGGCCGCGGGCGACGAUUCCUGGAAUGAGCCAAUCACGGAUUUCAUCCCUGAGCUCCUGGAGAUCUCCGAGAUGCAGGACCUUGACCCUACCAGCAAUGUUGACUGGGAGUCCAUCACAGUUGGGGCGCUUGCCAGUCACCUCGCCGGAGUUGGAAGGGACCCGACACGAGCAGCAGCUUUGGAAAAGGUUUUUGGAGACCUUGGAAUCCCCAGCCAGAGCGAUGGCUCAAGCUCCUCGUGCGGUGAGCCGUCACUGGUCACGUUGCCUUGCAACCGUUCUCAAUUCUUCACCGAGUUUCCAGCCCAACACCCCAUUGUGGCCUCCUACAAGACGCCAGUCUACUCCAACGCUGCGUUCCAGAUCCUAGGCUACGCCCUCGAGAACAUCACCGGCCAAUCGAUGAGCGAUAUCUUUGACGAGUACCUGGUCAAGGGCCUCAACCUAACCUCUACCUCCUACCAUCUCCCAGACAGCCCCGAUACGUCCAUAAUCCCUUACAACACGACGUACAGCUGGUGGUUCGCCGACCUCCUUGAUCUGACCCCAGCAGGUGGCUACUUCAGCAGCAUCAACGACAUGCGCAAGAUCGGUAAAGCGAUUCUGGGCUCGACCCAACUGGACCCGGCCGCGACGAGGCGCUGGAUGAAGCCGCACUCCUUCUUGUCGAACCGGGACGCCGCGGUGGGCGCUCCUUGGGAGAUAUACCGCGCGCCGGGCGACCCGUCGAUCAUGAUGAUGACCAAAUCGGGCGACCUAGGGAAAUACUCUUCAUACAUGGUCCUCAUCCCGGAGCUCCAUAUUGGUUUCACUGUUAUCGCUGCUGGUGUCUUCGCGAGCGAAAACUCUCGCAUGCUGGGCAAUAUUCUGGUCGACACGUUCGUGCCAGCCGUGCUAGCUACCACCGCGGACGAGGCGGGUGAUGUAUAUGCUGGGACAUUCUCUGACAAGAAGACCGGGUCGAGUAUCACACUGGUGCAGAAUGAUACCGAGCCCGGUCUCCUUGUCGAGGAAUGGUCACUCGGUGGAAAGGAUGUGCUGUCGCUUCUCGGGCAGAUCAAACGUGGCAAUAUCACUGCACGGCUGUAUUACUCCGGUCUGGAAAACGAGACACCGAACGGCACAGUCAGCUCAUGGAGGGCUAUUUACCAGACUCUGACGAGAAGGAACGGACCCGGGCCGUUGUCACCUAUCUGCGACUCGUGGUUCAGUGUAGAUGGACUCACAUAUGGCGGAGUGGGCUUGGAUGAAUUCCUGGUCACCACCGUCCAUGGCAAGGCGACCAGCAUUGUGCCGAGGGUGUUAGGUAUCCCCAUGGCCAGGACUGAGGCUUAGGGAGAUCAAUCCCAGAGAGCAGGAUUUGAUGAAGCCUACCUUCUUGAAUAUAUUUGAUACACCCA